GACAACGGUCCGAGGGAGCCUGAGGUCAUCGUCGCCGUUUCUCCCCACCGCAAAACCCACAAUCUUUCAUUGGUCAUCGAUCACUGGGAUAUCCACUGUUGACGAGUACCGACCUGAGGCUCAGCUCACUUGCAUAGUCUUACCACCUUCUCCUUUCAAUCACCAUCGGUCAACUGGGUCAGAGACUCAUUCGUACAAACUCACCCCUCCACCUUUCCUCGACUAACCCCCUUCGCUCCCCUCCACCAUGUCGAAAGACCGCAAGAGUGGAUCCAUCCCUUCGAUGGAGGCGUCCGGAGACAGUUUGACUGAGGAGACUGUCGUUGUUGUCCUAGGUGCAAGUGGAGAUUUGGCUCAGAAAAAGACGUUCCCAGCUUUGUUUGCGCUAUACGCUCAAGGUCACCUGCCAAAAGAUGUCCACAUUGUAGGAUACGCCAGAACCAAAAUGGACGAGGCAGAGUUUCACAAACGUCAAACUGGACACCUCAAACCACCCAAGGAUGACGAAAAGCUCGCUAAAUCCUUUGACGAGGAUGUCAAAGGCUUCACCAGUAUCUCUUCCUACAUUGCCGGACCUUAUGACGAGGAUAAAGGGUUUCAAGAGCUGAACAAGCGACUCGAGGAAAUUGAGGAUCAACGGAAGAGUUCAGGCAAGACAGCGAGGAACAGAGUGUUUUACAUGGCUCUUCCACCUUCCGUUUUCACCGUGGUGGCUAAAGGGUUGAAGAAGAACUGUUACACGAACGAUGGAGAUAACAGGAUCAUCAUUGAGAAACCAUUCGGUAAAGACUUUGAAUCCUGUCGAGAAAUGAUGUCAGCUCUCAAAGCUGAAUGGACGGAGAAUGAGACGUAUCGAAUUGAUCAUUAUCUAGGAAAGGAAAUGAUCAAAAACCUCUUGGUCCUCAGAUUCGGCAAUGUCUUCCUUGAUGCCGCUCUUAACAAGAACUACGUUAGCAAUGUCCAAAUCACCUUCAAGGAGCCUUUCGGAACAGAGGGACGAGGUGGAUACUUUGACGAAUUUGGAAUCAUCAGAGACGUCUGCCAGAACCACCUCAUGCAGACCUUGUCUGUGCUUGCCAUGGAGCGACCCGUCUCCUUUUCUGCAGAAGACGUCCGAGAUGAGAAGGUCAAAGUCCUACGCUGCAUUCCUCCCAUCGAGCGCAAGGACUUGUUGCUCGGCCAAUACGCCGCUUCAGGCGACAAACCAGGAUACCAUGAUGACGACACUGUCCCCAAGGACUCUGUCAGCCCGACAUUUGCUGCCAUGGUUCUAUGGAUUAACAAUCCACGUUGGGAGGGUGUCCCCUUCAUCAUGAAGGCAGGAAAGGCACUGAACGAGUCCAAAGUGGAGAUCCGUAUUCAGUACAAAGACGUAACUCAGGGAAUCUUUACCGACAUUUCUCGAAACGAAUUGGUUCUUCGAAUCCAACCCUCUGAAGCCGUCUACCUGAAAAUGAAUUCUAAACUUCCUGGAUUCUCCACCCGCGCUGUCCCUGUCGAACUCGAUCUCUCCUACACGAAACGGUUUACCGAGGCCAAGAUUCCUCAAGCUUAUGAAGCGCUCAUUCUCGACGCUUUCAAAGGAGAUCACUCCAACUUCGUCAGAGAUGACGAAUUGGAUGUCUCCUGGAAAAUCUUCACUCCCAUUUUGCAUUGGAUCGAUGGGAAAGAUGGCGAAAAACCAAAGGUUGAAUCUUACCCGUACGGAUCUAGAGGACCAGAAGGGAUCGAUGAGUUUACUGCAAAGUACGGAUACAAGAGGAUCGGCAAUGAGGAUUAUCAAUGGCCUCAGACCAAUGUCGCUGCCAGUCUCUAAAGGGGACAGUGUCUUGGUGUGCCCGAGAGAAUGAACACCAAAAAAAAAGAGGAAAUGAUCGCUCGCUUCUCCAGCCCCUCUUAGACACUUCCACAUGACGAGCAGCCUCCCAGAUGUAUAUAUGUAUACAUGCAUAUAAAGAGGAAUGUGCAUCCGA
This is a messenger RNA of Kockovaella imperatae, 1973 nucleotides long. Its product is annotated as glucose-6-phosphate dehydrogenase. Gene Ontology annotation, biological process: glucose metabolic process; pentose-phosphate shunt, oxidative branch. Bases 248 to 1816 code for a protein of 522 amino acids. The transcript is spliced from 6 exons. Gene Ontology annotation, molecular function: glucose-6-phosphate dehydrogenase activity; NADP binding. The record is from RefSeq and is a predicted model, not a curated record. Gene Ontology annotation, cellular component: cytosol. Lineage: Eukaryota; Fungi; Basidiomycota; Tremellomycetes; Tremellales; Cuniculitremaceae.